Molecule: messenger RNA, 1897 nt
Organism: Lacerta agilis (Sand lizard)
Lineage: Eukaryota; Metazoa; Chordata; Lepidosauria; Squamata; Lacertidae
Gene: GPT
Product: glutamic--pyruvic transaminase
Exons: 11
Coding region: 16-1698 (560 amino acids)
Biological process (GO): biosynthetic process
Molecular function (GO): pyridoxal phosphate binding; L-alanine:2-oxoglutarate transaminase activity
Source: RefSeq, a predicted model, not a curated record
UUCCCCUGAAGGGCGAUGCCAAGGCCUGGGCUGGCUAGGGCCGUCCUGGGCCGCAGCCUCCUCCCCAGUGCCAGGCUCAGGGGGUGCCCGCGGUGGACGGAGGCGUUCCUGAGCCCUUCCCUCAGCCCUGCUCCCUUCUUGCAUCGCAGGGCCCUUCAGCAGCAGGUGAGCCAGCCAGGGAUGGCGGAGAAUGGGCUGGCCCGGCGGGAGAAGGUGCUGACCCUCGAGUCCCUGAACCCCUCAGUCAAGAAGGUGGAGUAUGCCGUGCGGGGACCCAUUGUCACCCGAGCCCUCCAGCUGGAGAAGGAGCUUCAGCAGGGGGCGAAGAAGCCCUUCACGGAGGUGAUCAGAGCCAACAUUGGCGAUGCCCAGGCGAUGGGGCAGAAACCCAUCACCUUCCUCCGCCAGGUCAGCGCCCUCUGCAUGUUCCCGGACCUCUUGAAGGACCCCAACUUUCCUGAGGAUGCAAAGGAGAAGGCCCGGAGGCUGCUGGCGGCGUGUGGGGGGCAGAGCAUCGGUGCCUACAGUGCCAGCCCUGGCAUUGAACUCAUCCGCCAGGAUGUGGCCCACUUCAUUGAGCGUCGGGACGGCGGAAUCCCCUCCAGCGCGGAAAACAUCUUCCUGUCUACAGGCGCCAGUGAUGCGAUUGUGACGAUCCUGAAGCUGCUGGUCUCAGGGGAGGGGCGCUCCCGUACGGGGGUGAUGAUCCCUAUCCCCCAGUACCCGCUUUACUCCGCCGCUUUGGCCGAACUCAAUGCCGUGCAGAUCAACUACUACCUGGACGAGGACAAAGGCUGGGCCCUGGACAUCGGGGAGCUGCGGAGGGCCCUGAAAGAAGCCCGCCAGCACUGCCAGCCCCGUGCCCUCUGCAUCAUCAACCCGGGCAACCCGACCGGGCAGGUCCAGAGCCGCCAACGCAUCGAAGAGGUCAUCCGCUUUGCCUGGGAGGAGCAGCUCUUCCUCCUGGCUGAUGAGGUCUACCAGGACAACGUUUACGCCGAGGGAUCCCAGUUCCACUCCUUCAAGAAGGUGCUCUUUGAGAUGGGGCCCAAGUACUCGGACAGCGUGGAGCUGGCCUCCUUCCACUCCACCUCCAAGGGCUUCAUGGGCGAGUGCGGCUUCCGAGGUGGUUACAUGGAGGUGAUCAACAUGGACCCCUUAGUCCAGCAGCAGCUGAACAAGCUCAUCUCUGUGCGCCUCUGCCCGCCAGUGACUGGGCAGGUCCUCUUGGAUGUCGUCGUGAAUCAGCCUCAGCCUGGAGACCCUUCCUACAACCAGUUCAGCCAGGAGAAGCAGGCCGUGCUGAGCAAUCUGGCCCAGAAGGCCCAGCUCACGGAGGAGACCUUCAACCGAGCUCCCGGGAUCCACUGCAACCCGGUGCAGGGGGCCAUGUAUGCCUUUCCCCGAAUUCAUCUACCACCUCAGGCUGUGCAAGAGGCACAGGCCCUGGGCCAGGCACCAGACAUGUUCUUCUGCCUGAAACUUCUGGAGGAGACGGGCAUCUGUGUCGUGCCAGGGAGUGGCUUCGGCCAGAAGGAAGGGACCUUUCACUUCAGAAUGACCAUCCUGCCGCCCCUGGAGAAGCUGAAGAUUGUCUUGCAGAAGAUAAGCCAGUUCCACGCCAAAUUCACCCAGGAGUAUUCUCAGCGCCAGCUGCUGGGCAACAGCCAGAAGACAGCAGAGGAGCAGGGGCAUUAGGGUGGGGGCUGUGUUGCCCAGAUCUCCCCCCUGCCUUCAUGCCGCUGGACUCCUGACCCAGAAGGCACGGUCUGGAACUGGGAUCAACUCUGCUCUCCAGAGAGCAUUCUCUCCUGCCCCUGCCACACUUCAGAGCCCCUCUUAAUAGCUUGUUCCCAUAGACAAAGCCACAAUGUACUGGGGGGGGGGGUGGCAUGGG